CAACCUGAGAAAUUGACCCGAUUCUUCGCUUCUAUUCGCCGUCGUCAGUGCCGCCACCGUCGGUUUUCCCGUUCUCAGUGCUGCUACUAUUGCUGUCUCUAUUUAGAUGGAGAAAAGUGUCUCUUUUCUGUUUGGUGGAACAAACUUCAAUAGGAAGAAGUUUGCUCCAGAUUUUGCUAAGUUUAAGAAUUGCACGGAAGAGGAUGAUGAUUCCAAUAAGAAAUUGAGCUUCUUUGAGGAAGAAGAGGAGCCUGAGAAAAAGAAGAAUAUUGUGUCAUCUAAGAAGAGGAAACGAAAAUCUGCUAAUUCUGAGCCUGUUGAAGGAUUUGAUGUGUUCAAGAGCUCAAAGAAGGCACUUGUUGAAGGUAAAAAAGAAGAACAGAACACAAAGAAUGAGAUUUUAGAGAAUUCCAAGAAGGAACUUAAUCAGCGAAUGGAGAAAGAUGCUUUGUCGAGGAAACAGUACAACAUUCAUGUUUCCGGUAACAAUAUUCCACCCCCACUUAAAAGCUUCGCAGAGUUGUCAUCGAGGUAUGGUUGCAAGCGAUACAUAUUACGCAAUUUGGCUGAACUAGGAUUUAAAGAGCCUACUCCAAUCCAAAGGCAGGCUAUUCCAGUUCUCCUAUCGGGUCGUGAAUGCUUUGCCUGUGCUCCAACAGGGUCAGGAAAAACCUUUGCUUUUAUUUGUCCCAUGCUUAUGAAACUCAAGCGCCCUUCAACAGAUGGUAUAAGAGCAAUCAUCCUCUCUCCUGCACGAGAACUGGCUGCCCAGACAGCUAGAGAAGGAAAAAAACUUAUUAAAGGAAGCAAGUUCCACAUCAGAUUAAUGACUAAACCCCUUGUCAAGACGGCUGAUUUCUCAAAGCUGCCGUGUGAUGUUCUGAUAUCAACGCCCAUGCGGCUGAAAAGAGCUAUCAAAGCUAGAAAGAUUGAUUUAAGCAAGGUCGAGUAUCUUGUCCUUGAUGAAUCUGACAAGCUGUUUGAGCAGAGCUUGUUAAAACAGAUAGAUUGUGUGGUUAAGGCUUGUUCAAACCCUUCAAUCAUACGCUCGCUGUUCAGUGCUACUUUGCCUGAUUUUGUUGAGGAACUUGCACGUUCCAUAAUGCACGAUGCUGUUCGUGUGAUCAUUGGCCGAAAGAACACAGCAUCUGAAACCGUCAAGCAAAAGCUGGUAUUUGCUGGAACUGAAGAAGGGAAACUUAUAGCUCUUCGCCAAAGAUUUGCAGAGAGUCUCAAUCCACCGGUGCUGAUUUUUGUGCAAAGCAAAGAACGAAAGGAACUCUAUGAUGAACUAAAAUGUGAAAACAUCAGAGUCGGGGUCAUCCAUUCCGAUCUCCCUCCAGGAGAGCGGGAAAACGCGGUUGAUAGUUUCAGAGCGGGUGAGACAUGGGUUCUGAUUGCCACUGAUUUGAUCGCUAGAGGUAUGGAUUUCAAAGGCAUCAACUGCGUGAUAAACUAUGACUUUCCGGAUUCUGCAUCUGCAUACAUCCACAGGAUUGGUCGAUCAGGGAGAGCUGGAAGGAACGGUGAAGCUAUAACGCUCUACACGGAGGAAGAUGUACCUUUCCUAAGGAACAUAGCCAACACGAUGACAUCAUCGGGCUGUGAGGUUCCGUCGUGGAUCUUGUCUUUGGAGAAGAAGAAAUGGAAGAAGCAUAGGCCGAAACGUGAUUCUAUAUCCACUCGUCCCAAAGACAGUAAAAACGAUAAAGAAGAGUAACUUCAAAUGAGGUCAAAAAAAAAAAAAAAAGAGUAACUUCAAAUGUUAUUUUCUUUUUUCUUGGUUGCUACCUUGACAUGAAUUUUGUGUUUUAUUAUCUUGAAUUAUGUUUUACAUAAAUUAGUUAUGAAUAUCCAUUAGAUUUGAUUU
Messenger RNA from Eutrema salsugineum, 1870 nucleotides. RefSeq names its product DEAD-box ATP-dependent RNA helicase 57. Gene Ontology annotation, biological process: maturation of SSU-rRNA. Gene Ontology annotation, molecular function: ATP binding; nucleic acid binding; RNA helicase activity. Lineage: Eukaryota; Viridiplantae; Streptophyta; Magnoliopsida; Brassicales; Brassicaceae. The record is from RefSeq and is a predicted model, not a curated record.